Messenger RNA from Drosophila virilis, 5812 nucleotides. It is a transcript of the gene PDZ-GEF, whose product is annotated as PDZ domain-containing guanine nucleotide exchange factor. The record is from RefSeq and is a predicted model, not a curated record. NCBI's taxonomy places the organism in Eukaryota, Metazoa, Arthropoda, Insecta, Diptera, Drosophilidae. Gene Ontology annotation, cellular component: apical plasma membrane; plasma membrane. Gene Ontology annotation, biological process: Ras protein signal transduction; positive regulation of GTPase activity. Gene Ontology annotation, molecular function: protein binding; guanyl-nucleotide exchange factor activity.
UUAUCUACUGGGGCAACACUGGUGUGACGAGACCCAUUGUGCAUUUUUUCUAAAUUAAAAUGGCAUAUGCAAGCCAAAAAUUUGUUAAAUAAAGUGCUAUACGGUGUACAAAAGUGAUUGCAGGUAUGCUGCAAUUAAAUUAAAGAACAGAAACGCUGUUUUUCAAGCAUCAACAUAGCAGGUUUUCUGCAUGAAAAACUAUGCGCGUGUGAGUGAAAUUCCAACAAUGCGCAGGGAACAAGCUGGCUAAAAUUUCUUUAUGCAAAGCGUACGCAACAAAAAAGAAGCUAGCGAUCAAGCAACGCGAAGGCCAGAAAAAAAUUAUACCUGGUUGCAUGUUGUGUAUGUGUGGCGGCGGCUAUAAAAAAAACUUAAUCACAAGGUCUAAAGUUCAGCACAUAUCAUCCAACUGAUUGGCAUGCCGUAGCUGCAGUAGCAGUAGCAGCAGCAGCAGCAUUAGCAGCGCCUUAAUGGAUCCAUAUCAUCAUAUCAGACAUCAUCAGUAUCCACCCACUAGCACAGCCGGCUCAACGGUGGUUGGCAGCGGCACCACCGGCUCAAUAAAUCGACCAGAAUUGCAUCAAAAAUGCAAUCGUGGCUCGCACUCGAGUGACACAAGUUCAGCGUACAGCGGCAGCGAUACAAUGGCCUCUGUCUAUGGAUCAUCGCUGGAGGCCGAGGAGAUUGAUCUCUCCGGCCUCGUUGAGUCUGUGGUGGACUCCGAUGAGGAGGAUCUUGCCGAGAGCAUGGAUAGCCUCAAUGUGCGUGAUGCCGUGCGAGAUUGCCUCGAGAAGGAUCCGUCGGAGCGCAGCGAAGAUGAUGUGGAAAUACUGCUGGAGUUUACGCAGGGCCUCAAGGCAUUCACAAACAUAACGCUGGCGGUGCGACGCGCCCUCUGCUCCGUGAUGGUGUUCGCUGUGGUCGAUAAGGCCGGCACAGUCGUCAUGUCCGAUGGCGAGGAGCUGGAUUCCUGGUCGGUGCUAAUCAAUGGCGCCGUGGAAAUCGAGCAUGCGAAUGGCACACGCGAAGAGCUCCAAAUGGGCGAUUCCUUUGGCAUAUUGCCCACAAUGGAUAAGCUAUAUCAUCGCGGCGUGAUGCGCACCAAAUGCGAUGAUUGUCAAUUUGUGUGCAUCACACAAACCGAUUACUAUCGCAUACAGCAUCAGGGCGAGGAGAAUACGCGCAGGCAUGAGGACGAACAGGGACGCAUUGUGAUGGUCACCGAACUGCGCUCCAUUGGCGGCAGCGGUGCGGAGAGCGCAACCACAACAGGCAGCGGCUCGGCAGCCACAGCUCAUUUAAAUACAAAGCGCGGUCAUGUGGUUAUUAGAGGCACACCUGAGCGGCUGCUACAGCAGCUUGUCGAAGAGAACUCGAUGACGGAUCCGACAUAUGUGGAGGAUUUCCUGCUAACGCAUCGCAUUUUCAUACACAAUCCGCAAGAGGUGACCAGAAAGCUAUUGCACUGGUUCGAUCUGGAGCAACUGGAUUCGCACAAAACCCAAGAGUUGCGCGAUCGUGUUACCCGCGUCGUGCUGCUCUGGGUGAACAAUCAUUUCACAGAUUUUGAGGCUGAUCACGAAAUGAUGGAGUUCCUGGAGAUCUUUGAGGCUGGCCUGGAAAGUAAAAAGCUGCUUAGUCAGCUCCGUUUGCUGCACAUCGCGUGUGCAGCCAAAGCGCGCAUGCGCAGUUGCAUUUUAACGCGCUCUUCACGCGAUGAACCACUUAAUUUCCAAAUCAUUGGCGGCUACGAACUGCGCGGCGUGGCCGCAGCUACGGGCAAUGCCUCGGUAGGCAUAUACAUAUCGCACGUGGAGCCAGGCUCAAAGGCUCAGGAUGUGGGCCUCAAGCGUGGCGAUCAGAUACACGAGGUUAAUGGCCAAUCGUUGGAUCAUGUGACCAGCAAGCGUGCCCUGGAACUACUGACGGGCACCACGCAUUUGAGCAUUCAGGUGAAAAGCAAUUUGCUAGGCUUCAAGGAAAUUAUGCAGGCACUGGAGCAUGGCAGCGGCAGCAGCUCUGCAGGCGGUGGCAUCAGCUCCACCGGCAGCGGCAACGGCAGCUUUAAAAGCUUGCGCAGUCCACGGCGCAUUUGCGCCAACGAUAUUGCCAAGCUGCAUGGACGCAGCGACAGCACCACCGAGGAGCUAACCAAUCGUGCGCACAUGGUGCGCCUGAGUUCCGUGGACAUGCUACUGGAUCAGCCGGACUGUGCGCCACCUCAGACGCCGCCGGUGAGUGCGGGCAGCGGCAAUAUGGCUUCGAAUUUUAUGCAACAAUUGCUUCAAAGCGUCAAUUCAAAUUCGGCCAAGAAGUGCAGCGCUGAGGACAGCAAACCGGGAGGCUUCAUGACGCUGGCGCCCAAACGGCGACUGCAGAAAGCCUUAGCCAAAAUGAAUCUACUCAACAAACAGCAGCAGCCGCACGUGGGCGGCAGCCUAAACGACAGCUCCGACACGCUGCUCAAUGAGCCACAGUCCAAGGCAAAGCUAUCGGCCGCCAGUUCUGGCAGCAGCAGUUGCCAUUCCACAAAUGGUGUCUGCACUACCAGCGGACGCCUCUAUCAAUCGCAAUCUAAUCCGGAUCUGAGCAGUCUAAAUUAUGACAAUAGCGGCGAGCCGAGUGCCACGCUGCAAGUCAACUAUUUGCAGGCGCACUUGCAUCGCCCCUCCGCUGCCAGCACACUCACAAGCAGCUCAAUGCUGCCGCCCGACUAUCCGGAGCAUGUGCUCAAGGUGUACAAAUCGGAUCAGACAUGCAAAUACGUGCUCAUCUAUAAGGAGACGACGGCGCACGAGGUGGUCAUGCUGACGCUCCAGGAGUUUGGCAUACACGAUCCAAGCUCGAACUUUUCGUUGUGUGAGGUGAGCGUCGGGGAAGGCGGCAUGGUAAAGCAGCGUCGUUUGCCCGAUCAGCUACAGAAUCUGGCGGAGCGCAUCAGCUUUGCGGCACGCUAUUAUCUCAAGCUAAACGACAGCACCGAGCCGCUUGUGCCGGACGAACUGGCGUUGGAGCUGGUGCGCGAGUCGGGCGUGCAUUUCCUACAGCUCAAUGCGUACGAGCUGGCCAUACAGUUGACGCUACAAGAUUUUGCCAAUUUUCGCCAAAUCGAGUCCACGGAAUACAUUGAUGAGCUGUUCGAGCUGCAGUCCAAAUACGGUGUGCCCAUGCUGAGCAAGUUCUCCGAGCUGGUGAAUCGCGAAAUGUUUUGGGUGGUCAGCGAAAUCUGUGCCGAACACAAUAUCGUGCGUCGCAUGAAGAUCGUGAAGCAGUUCAUCAAGAUUGCGCGCCACUGCAAGGAGUGCCGCAAUUUCAACUCCAUGUUUGCCAUCAUUUCGGGUCUGGGCCAUGGCGCCGUGUCGCGCCUGCGCCUAACCUGGGAGAAGCUGCCCUCGAAGUACCAGCGUUUGUUCAAUGAUCUACAGGACCUGAUGGAUCCGUCGCGCAACAUGUCCAAAUACAGGCAACUCGUCUCUGCAGAGCUGCUCGCCCAGCAUCCCAUCAUACCCUUCUAUCCGAUUGUCAAAAAGGAUCUAACCUUCAUACAUCUGGGCAAUGAUACGCGGGUGGAUGGUUUGAUUAAUUUCGAAAAACUGCGCAUGCUGUCCAAGGAGGUGCGUCUGCUGACGCACAUGUGCAGCUCACCGUAUGAUUUGCUGGCCAUAUUGGAGCUCAAGGGUCAAACGCCCUCGAAUGCGCUCUUCUCGCUCAAUCAGAUGUCCGCCUCGCAGAGCAAUGCAGCUGCCGGCACGGUAAUUGCUGCCAACGCUGGACAGGCUACGAUCAAGCGGCGCAAGAAAUCGACGGCGGCUCCGAAUCCCAAAAAAAUGUUCGAGGAGGCGCAAAUGGUGCGACGCGUCAAGGCCUACUUGAACAGUCUCAAAAUACUAAGUGAUGAGGAUCUGCUGCACAGGCUCUCGCUCGAAUGUGAGCCACCGCAUGGCUCCACCUAUUCGGGCAGCAUUUCGCAUGGCAACAGCUCGCAUCGCAGCGCAGGCAGCGGCAGCAUUGGUGGCACCGGCGGCAGCGGCGGCGGCACUGGCACCGGCAGCAUAAAUGCCGGCGGCGAUCAGCUCAGCAUUUAUUCGCACACCAGCUCCAGUUCGGCGCCAAAUUCAUCGCUGUCGCUGCGCAAGCGACAUCCCAGUUCUCCGACGCUCUCUACAACCAGCUCAACGAGUUCCACCAGCGAUCAUCAGCGUCAGCGCCAGCAGCUACACAAUAAUGGACCCAAAUUUGGUACUGCCUCGCCGCAGGCGGUCAAAAAAAUGCUCUCCCUGUCUGAAUCCUCAAAGAUACGCCCGCAUCAGCCAUUCGUGCCGCGUCACAGUUCCGCGCUGCCUGGCGUCAUCCCGCCGCUGCAUCAUUUGCAUGCAGCGCAUGGCUUCAGCACGCCAGCUGUCAGUGGAGGAGGUGUGGUUGCAGCCGCUGCUGUCUCAGCGGGCGUGGCCAAUGCGCAGUGUACGCCCAGUCCCAGUCCGUGUGCCCAUCGACGCUUGGCAUCUGGAGGCAACAUACUGCCGACACGUGCGAUACACGAGCGUUCCCAUUCGGAUACGCCUGCCCCGCCGCCGCCUUUGCCCUCCGUGGAUCUAUCGCUGGAGAGCAGCAGUGUGACGACAUUUCGUGACCUGCCGCUGCGCAAAUCCGUGACUUCCGGUUCAGUUUCAUCGUGUGACAGCGGGCAUGGCUCCUACGCCCAGCAGCAGCAGCCGCACCAUCAACAACACCACUUGACAUACCAACAGCAGCAACAACAACAACAACAACAACAGCAGCAACAACAAAUAGCACACAAUGAACCGUCGCCACCCGUUUACACGGCUGCUGAUUGCCGCCUCUUGCAGCAAAUUUCAAAUAAUGCGGUCACGCGGAACUUGAAUAGUCCUUGCCAGAGCACCAGCACACCACCCAGCACACCCACACCACCACCACCAACACUACAGCAACAACAACAACAACAACAACAACAAUUAGCACCACCACCGCCACCAACAGCUGCUUGCAUACAGCCACCACAGCUUCCUGCACCGCCAGCGCCCUAUUUGCAUAUGCGCAGUCACCAGCAACUGCAGCAAAUACAACAACAAUUGGCCAUGCCGCCACCACCGCCACCGGUCUACACCAGCAGCCUAUACAAUCAUCAUCAUAGCAAUGCCACAAGCAGACAUCUGAACCACAUGCAUGGUGGUCCGCCAAAUUUUAUGGAUAGCACCAAGUGUACCAUAUGCCCCAUGCCACCCAUGAAUCAAUAAGAAUCAAACUGUGCUGUUUUAACUACUAAAUGUUAAUUUAAUUAGUUCAUAUAUAAAUAUAUAUACGCCAAAAUUUGUUAAUGGUUGUGGUUUCCAUGUCACCAGCAAGAAACACAAGCUCACACAUACACACGCAUCUAUAUACAAUUGUGGCACACCCAAUGAUGAGCUGUUGCCCCCCCGAAACAAAAAACGCACACACAAUGUGCACAUGUGCGUAUUCCAUUUAUAAUUUCUAUCCGUUAACGUUCGAAUACCCAACUGUCACGUAUUCUUAGAUAAGACGCCUAAAGUUUAGUUAUGCUUUAUGUUUUAAGUGGCUUACGAUUAAUUUUAAUUUAGCACAAUUCUUUGUAAACAUUUUCCUCAAAAGCUUACUCAAAAAACAAAACAAAAAAAAAAAAAACAAAAGAAUAAGGAAUCAUCCACAAGUUGUUGCCUUCUCAUCAUGCAUCAAAAGAAACACGUCUGCAGGCAGACCAAACCAGCAGACCUAAUCAAAAACAUUUGCAAUCAAAAAACUCUUUUGAAGACUUUCAGUCGGCAUAAAAAAAAAA